Messenger RNA from Cetraspora pellucida, 288 nucleotides. Lineage: Eukaryota; Fungi; Glomeromycota; Glomeromycetes; Diversisporales; Gigasporaceae. The record is from the annotation of a GenBank genome assembly.
AUGUCAAAUGAGCCUAGGCAUGCGGUAGGUCUUGAAAUUCGUUAUUCCUCAACUAAUAUUAAUAUGCAUCUAAAAGAAUUGAUUAGUGAUACUGAAAAAAGAGGCAUAAAUAAGAUUAAUUACAGUGAAUUUGAAAGUUUUGAGACAAUUAGCGAAACCGGCUUUUGCCAUGUGGUCAAGUCAGAAUGGCAAGGGUGUAAAUUAGAUGUCGUUCUAAAAAAAUCACAUUCUGAUAUGAUAAUUCAAGAGGUAUCAAUUUAUUACAAAUUAAUUAAAAAUAUUAUAUAA